AACCUCUUGCAGAAACAGUGCUAUACUGUAUCUGAAAAAGUAUCACUCUUAAGCUUGGCUGCUGCUACUUUCUACAAAGGCUUUUUAGGUAUCUGUUUGCUUGAUACAGGGAAGGGGAAUUGAGGACUUCAGUUUUUUUCAAGGUCGGAUGUAUCGCAGCAGAUAUCCACAAAACAAGUUUCCUCAGCUCUCCUUGUCUUGAUCAUAUGAGACGUGGUAAAAUUAUAUAUAAUUUUCUUUUAAGGUGUGCCAAACGUGCCAUGGGUAAAAGUACAGAUCCUCCAACUCCCAAGAUUAGGAGUUACACGUGGAUUUUAGGAACGAUUCUAAAUCAAAGAAAAAUACAUGCCCUGUUGUGUCCACAGCCUAUCUGUAUUUAUAUUCCUUUGAUCUGGUUUUCUAUUCCCUGUAUACUGUUGAAGCCAGGCAGACAAGGCAGUACUGGAAAGGGAACAUUCCCAACGUGCUAACUUGAAGAGGUGUUGAUGCUUUGCUCUUUUCUCCCAAGUCAGUUCCAACCCAAGUUUCCCCACAGAUAGAGCCCACAUGCAGUGGAACUAUCUAUGAGACAAGCCAGCAACUUCCAUUUUUACCUAAUGCUUAGGGAUCACAUGGCACAUCCUUCCAUGAUUAGUUUUGAUAAUGAUGAAGCUUGGGUGAAAUUUCAAGUGUGCAAUUACAUCGGAUCCAUCUAAAUUUUCUCUUAACUUUCAGUUUCACACCAUACAUUAUUUUCAGUUAUGUACUGUUCAUGGCUAGUAUGUCCUGCCCUGAUGGGGCAAGGAUGGCUGUUCUUCUCCUUAUUAUGUUUGGUAAUGAGAUAUUUUGAGUAUUUAAAGGGCCUUUAGGCACCUUCAAAAAGGUAAACACCUUUUAUUUGUUCUUGUUAGUCAAUCUCAUAUUCCAGAAUGACUUCUCUAACUUUUAUAAUACUCAUGGCUGCAUUUUACAGCUCUAAAUGUUUAAUUGGAGUAAAAAAAAACCUAUUAACAUUUAUGGCAAGUUUAUUAUGUGCUAGACACUCUACUAAGCAUUUGUAUACCUUGUGUAUGUAAACUGCUCCAAUUGGAAUUGGGCUCUGCAACUUCCUAGCUGUGUGACUUGUGCAAGUUACCUAAUUUCUCUGUGCCUUACUUCCCUCAUCUUUAAGUGAGGGUGUAGUAUCCAUCUAAUUAGGUGAUUGUAAAUAUUAAGAGUCAAUAUAUAUAAAACAUAUAAGAAGUGUUGAAUAAGUGCAGAAUAAUAUCAAUAUGUUCUUUGAGUCUCAUUUUACACCUCAGUUUUUUUAGUUGUUUUCUCAGUUGUCUGAGAGGUUACCUUGUCCAAGGUCACAAAGCUAGUAAGUGGCAAAAUCAGGAUUCAUACACAGGCAAGACUGACUCCAGGGCCUGCGUUCUUGGUAACUUCACCCAUUGUAAUUGGAUGACUUUAUUAAUUGACUUCAAAUAAAAUAAGUGUAUUCAACUGACUAAUGUUUAAAAACUGUUCAAACACCUGGAAAAAGGACACAAAAUAAUUCAUUCUGUAAAGGAAAAAUAAUGGUUUUAUUUAGAUUGCUGCCUAAGGAAGCCCUUCUGUGUUGUAUAUCAUCCAUUUAAAACAUCAGUUACAAAAUGCUUUACUAAGAAAUAGUCUAUCUAGGCCAGUGUGGUCUCUGGCUGUUGCAUCAAGAUGACCCCCAUGGGGACAAUCUCUUCUAGUGCCUUCAUGGAUGAUAAAGCUAUAUAAACAGUUUUGUUAAUUCAUUUGAAUUUGCAGUUGGUAGUUGUCUUUGAAUUGAGUGGAACAGGUUUAUGUUCUGUGUAUUGUAUUGUACCUUGUACCUAAGUUUAUCUUGAGGCUUUAAGAGAUUCAUCUUGGUUCAAGGGGUCCUGGAUUUUGUGAACAAGUGUAAUGUGCAGAAAAACAUUCUCUAGUCAAAUACAUUUGGGAAAUGUUAAACAAAGUAAAGUUUCUUUACUGCAUAACUUGCCAGAGCUUUUACUAUGCUAAUGUGCUUUAUGACUCUACAAGAUUCCCAAACUUAUUUGACCAAGGAAAAAGUUACAGGCAAGUGUUACAAGAAUCACAUUUAGGGAAAUGGUGUUCCAUUCAUACAGCCUGUGAUUUUGUGGACUUUGCUCUUAAUCCUGCUCACUCAGCCUUUGCUUUUCUCUGCUGAGGAUGUUGUUGGUUCAUGCUUAUAUGGCAGCUUUUCAGUUCCUUGAUCAAGGCAGUUUCCUUUCACUGAGUCGCCAUGCUAUCUCCAAGUGGUAGCACAUCCAAGUCCAGGGUCGUGUGCUGGGAUUUGUUCCCAGGCUCAUCCUGCCAAUGCCCAGCCUGUUGGCCUUUGCACAUCAUGCUGUCUUUCUUCUGACAAUAUUUUCUAGUGACUCAUAGGCCUCUUUGUGGUGAUUCAUACUAAUUCAGACCAUUAUCUCCAAUUUGUUUGCCCUUUAGUCCACUGGAAUUAUUUCCAAUUAAUGUCAGUGUAACCAGUAAAAUUUUGCCAUUUCAAGAACAAAUUUAAAUGUCAAUAUGUUGGUUGUUGCUAGGACCCAUCUGUGAAGUUGAGAUGGUCCUGAAACCCUUAAUAUUUGAUUUCUAGUUUAAAAAAAAAAUGGCCUUACUUCUUUUGUACUUGAAAUCCAGACUUUAAUAUAUUUAAUUUUGACAUUAGUAUUCCCUGGGUUUUUGUUUGUAUUCCCCCUUUUCAAAGGCCUGGGGAAGGGGAGAGGUAGAACACUUGUAUCUGCUAAAUGGAAAAGAAAUGGCUUUGAAAAACAUAACGCAUAGCUCUAUAGUACACCUAGAGAAUCAAUGUAUAUGUAUAUGUGUAUACACAUGUAUAUGUGACCAUCUGUUUCCCCUCUCUACUCACCAUACAUAUCCAUCCACUCACAGGAACAUUGUUUCAUUAGUGUUUGAGACUUAGGGUGCCCAGUACUGUAUCAUUUCUGCUAUCGAGGAGCUUAUAAUACUGUAUUUUGGGGAAGACAGGCCUUGUGAAAUAAGCAGAGCAAAUAUGCAAGGCAAUUUGUAAUUUGAGGUCAAAACAGCUUUAGUUUACACGUAAACGCUACGUAGUCAUAAGAGGCAAGAAGAUUUCAUGGAGAAGGCAGGCACCUGCACUCUGCUAUAAUAGUACUGAGAUAGGCAGAGAGGCCUACGGAGGCAAGUGGAAAGCAAGAGCAAAGAUACAGAGCUAGAAAAGAGCCUGGUAUUUGGGGGAAAGUUUGUGUCAAAUACGAUGGUAGUGGUGCUUGCUGGAAUUGCUAACAGAUAGGAUGUAGUGACUGAAGAAGAGGAAGAAGUCCAACAUGACUCCAAAGUUUUGAGUCUGCAGGAUCAGGAGAGGUGGUGUUGCCAUUGAGAGAAAUCAGGAUUUCUUUAAAGGAGAAGAGGUUCCACUUUAGGUAAGUUUGAAAAGAGAGAGCCCUAUGAGGUGGGAGCUUACCAUGGGUUCAGAGUUAGAUCCACUCAGGGUACAAUGGGCAAAGCAAUUGUGAUGCUCUUAAAUGAUUCACUAAAAUCAGACCAUUUCUUAAGUCUAUAAAAAAUAUUUUCCACUUUCCUUUUAGAGAAAGUAAACUAAUAGUGUUAAGGAAAAAAACAAAUCAGACUCAGGUUGUUGUCCUUAAAAAGAGGGUUUGGUUUAGCUCAAUUAGUUCUUUCUGGCUAACUUUCUCCUGGGCUGCAUCAUGCUGCAUUCUGGCAUCUCAGUUUGCUCUUGACAAUCUCAUUUUGAGGGUUUAAAAAUUUCCCAAGCUGUGCUGCAGUUCCUUUCCCAUUUAAUAGCCACCUAAUAAGAACAGGAGGCUUUUGUUUUGUGGAGCAAAUCCCCCAAUGCUGUAUCAGUGCUCUGCCAAAGGUAUAAAUACAGUGAAACCAUGCCAUCUUGCUAUGAGCUGAGUCCAAAAGAUUCAUUCUUGCAAAAUGCAGGUUAAGUUAUUGUGAGGCCUUAAAAUGAGACCCAGGGCUAGGCAGAAGAUCUUUACAGGGUUAAGCCAAGUCUACAAUAUGGAAAGUUUGCCCGGGAGGUGUGCUUCCUUUACACCUCUCAAAGGGCAGAGGGGCUUUUCUGGCCUUCUGACUUGGGAAAUCAGAAUUUAAAACCACACUUCUAUGGAAAAAUGGGCUCCCAUGAAGUCCUCAUUAUGAAAAUGAAACAAAGACCUAGGUAGAUAACUAUCAUUGGCUCUCAGCCCCGAAUCACCAUGAACCCCAAAGUCUCUUGCAGCUCAAAAGUUUCAUGAAGCUACCUUAAAUAUUUUCCCUAACAUGAAAACCUCCUUCUGGAAAUACCCACCCACUAUAAGUAACCUUUCUAAGUAAACUGAUAAAUAGGUCGUUUCCCCUUAAAACAAACUUUUAAUUUCAAUUUAGAAAUCCGUGCACAUGAUUUGACCUUCACAAUCUUACCUUUUAAAAUGGAAAUUGCUUGGAACGGGCUUUUACCUAGGGAAUAUGGCAUGCAUGUGUCUGUUAUACUGCUUUCCUGCCCAAAUAAGUGUGCCCUUAGGAACCCUCCUGUGCAUAUUCUGUUGCUAACUACAUUUUGUUAGAUACUCCUUUGUGAAUGCAAAGACUGUGAGACCACUGCCCAGCUUCCUGUAGUGCUAGUCCUACAUUUCCACAGAACUCACCUAGUCAAAUUCUUGAGUGCUUCACAGUCAAAAAUUAGCAUUACCCGAGGUUGUGCCUGAGUGUCACUUUAGUGUCUUGCAGGGAACUUCAGAUGUCUUCUGUUCUAUUUAGGCUGUGCAAGUAGACAUAUGUGAGGUUUGGUUCUGGUUGGUGGUUGCUAGUACCAGGUCACCUUGCUCACUGGUGAGUUCAUUCAAACCCAAAAAGUCACACCUGUGUCCUGUGCGCGGGUGCUGCAGGCGUAGGUGGAGAAAAGCAGGGCUAGAAUUGGAACCCAAAGCCCAGAAUGGCAGGAGAGGAUGUGGGGGCUCCACCCGAUCACCUCUGGGUUCACCAAGAGGGUAUCUACCGGGACGAAUACCAGCGCACGUGGGUGGCCGUCGUGGAAGAGGAGACAAGUUUCCUAAGGGCACGAGUCCAGCAAGUUCAGGUUCCCUUAGGUGAUGCAGCUAGGCCAAGUCACCUUCUUACCUCCCAGCUACCUCUCAUGUGGCAACUCUACCCUGAGGAGCGCUACAUGGAUAACAACUCUCGCUUGUGGCAGAUCCAGCAUCAUUUAAUGGUCAGGGGAGUACAGGAGCUGUUGCUUAAGCUUUUGCCUGAUGAUUAACCUGGUGCUGGGAUUCUAGGAAGAUAUGCUCCUCUGUUCCGUUCAGUAUAUGGCAAUCACUUCAUCCACCACUGCAGUACACCCACCUGUGGGCCUGGGGGAGGGAGUGGGUUGAAAAACUGCUCAAGAACACAGAAGUUUAGGAAGGGUCAUGAAGAACACCACAAGUGGAACCGCAGAGAGAGGGUUACACAGGCAGAAAGCAAGUCAACAAAAGCACUUAGUCAGGAUACGUAACUUGAAAUUGACUCCUUUGGAAAUUGCCAUAGAACCUUUAAUGGACAUCAUCAGCUGGAACUGGGAUCUGAUGAAUCCCACAAAAGUCAGCACCUGCUACAGAACAGAUGCCCUGAUCACCAAGGACUUGGUACUGAUUUAGAGAGAAGAGAGCAGCUCCUAGCAGCAUCAACAUCUAUUUGUCGCUUAUUUGCCCUGCAGCAAUUCACCUGCCUUUCCUUCUCCCAUCCUGUAAAUAUCCUAGGUUUUGCUCCAGUGUUUCCCAUCCCAGUACUGACCUAACUUGGAUCUACUGAGAACUUAGGGGGCUCUGAAAAAAAGGAGGUUAUUUGCAUUAAUGAAAUUAGUUACAAAGGCUCCUGUGCCUUUUUCCUUUCUGAAAUUGUGUCUUCAAAUUGUUAGAAGUUGCUGAUCAAAAUCGUGGGCACUUAAAUUCAUUCUCUGGGUACAGAUAUUUUAAAUAAGUUGGUUUCUGUAAGCUCCAAAAAACAUUUUAGCUGCUUAACUAGCACCUUUCUCAGGAAGUGAUAACACCAAAUAUUGCUGAUUCCUAGGAAAGUAUUUACUACCUGAUAAAGAAUUUCCUGAGUUAAAAUAGUCAUAACAGCUUAUAUAUAUUAAAAGUAAGGUUUUACUUUUUUAAGUCUUGAGAUUAACAGCUACCAUAUAUUGAAUCCUUACUGCCUUCCAAGCACUAUUCUAUGCACUUUAUAUACUUUAUCACACUUAAUCCUUCCAUCAAUGCUUUGAGGUAGGUAUGAUCCCCAUGUUAUACAUGAGUAAUAAGGAAAAAGGCUCAAGGAGUUUAUCAUUUAGCAAGGGUGGUUCUGUGAAUGAUAAUGCCGGGCAGUGAGCAGGCCUGUCGGGAGUCGGCUCCUGUAGCCCAAUGUUGGUGUGAUAUUCAACAUGAGUUGAAGUCAAGGGUUUUCUUUUUUCAUGUAAAGCUACUUAUAUCUUCCAAAUCGAAUGAAAUGGAUAUUAUAAAAAUACAGUUGAUUCAUCCUA
This is a messenger RNA of Equus caballus (horse), 6478 nucleotides long. The record is from RefSeq and is a predicted model, not a curated record. NCBI's taxonomy places the organism in Eukaryota, Metazoa, Chordata, Mammalia, Perissodactyla, Equidae.